This is a messenger RNA of Diachasmimorpha longicaudata, 1947 nucleotides long. RefSeq names its product synembryn (gene ric8a). Gene Ontology annotation, molecular function: G-protein alpha-subunit binding; guanyl-nucleotide exchange factor activity. NCBI's taxonomy places the organism in Eukaryota, Metazoa, Arthropoda, Insecta, Hymenoptera, Braconidae. Gene Ontology annotation, cellular component: cytoplasm. Bases 330 to 1838 code for a protein of 502 amino acids. The record is from RefSeq and is a predicted model, not a curated record. Gene Ontology annotation, biological process: G protein-coupled receptor signaling pathway. The transcript is spliced from 6 exons.
UAUGCAGAUUGUGAAGUAAAACAUGUGAUGGUUUUUCACUGUUUAUAGACAUUCGCGUGCAUUUGAGAUAUUCUGGAGGUGCUAGAAGUAGGACACAAUCAUCUUGUGAUAUCUUGAAUUUGGAGAUGUGGUAGAUGUUGAUGGUACACUCUGUCAAACAGGAAUUCCACUCGCCCAGUGAGGACUGUUCUGUAUAAUCUGUUUUGGUGAAGUGCUGCUGGUGCAAUGGAAGAUUUCCUUGAAAUUAUCACGAAGCCGGAGCAAAAGGGGAUGGAAGAAUGUUUGGAACGCUUUUGCAAUGACUCUUUCUAUUUUAGUUCACCACAAAGAUGAGGUUCGAUGAGCUAGAUAAAGGAAAUUUGCGAUCAGCAGUUUGGGAUAGAGUUUUCCGUUGUUUAUCCGAUGAAAACGAAUUCAAAAUUCAUCUGAAGUGUUUGGAAUCACUUCGAAUUCUCAGCCGAGAUAAGACUGAUCUAAAUGACCUGAUAACGGAUGAGAGACUGAAGCUAAUUAUCCAGAAAGCGGGCGCCUCAGAUGAUGACCUGGAACUGUCUUAUGAUGUAGUUAUCGUGGAAGCAUUGAAACUUCUCUGCAACGUAAUAUUCAAUUCCGAAGUGGCUCAAAUUGAAUUACCAAAGACCGAAUGUCUGAAGAAUCUAGUCAAGAGAAUCCAGAAUGAAAAUUCGAAAUGUCAAUUCACCUACAACAUUGCACUAUUAUUUGACAUACGACUGUUAUUUCUAGCAACAGCGUAUAACGUACGAUGUCGGAAUACCUUGAAGGUAGAAGUAAAAGCUGAUUGCGAGUUGAUAAAGACGUUGGAUACUUUAUCCCAUGAAAUCAAUUUAGAUAAAAAUGAGAAAAUGAGAAAUAAUUAUAUUGAAAUUGCGUGUGAAGUAUUGAAAGCACUUUUUAAUUUAUAUAUUGACUCUGAUGAUUCUACUGAUUGUUUGAAAAGUCAGCAUGAGAAAUUGGUUGACAUUCUUUACAGACUAUUGUUGACAAAGUCAAAAACAGAUGAUUUACACAGCCACACUGUGAAUUUGCUCACUGUCAUUCCACUCAGUUGUGUUCGUUCAAUUAUUCCUCCGGUAAAUUUAAUAAAAAAUAGCGGAGGUGGUCAUGUUUAUGAGAGCACGGAUAUGACAGCAAUUCAUCAAUUAUUAUUGUUUUUGGACAAGAGAUUGGACAACCCUCUGAAUUUAAUUGAAAAUAUCUCUCCAAUUGUCACUGCACUGGUGAAUUUGUCAAAGAGUCAACGAUUGAUACGGAAAUGGACUAGACAACAAGUUCUACCGUCUUUGAAAGGACAGGAUGUGAUGCACAGACCUGAAGAGGAUCCUCAUCUUAGGGGGAAAUUAUGCAAAUUGCUGACGAGCCCGAUUACUGAAGUUAGAGAUCUUGUGGCGGAGUUUUUAUUCAUUCUUUGCAAGGAAAAUGUUGGAAGGAUGAUAAAAUACACUGGUUAUGGCAAUGCAGCAGGGAUGUUCGCUAACAAGGGUUUAUUGGGUGGAGUGCAAAGAGAAACUGAAUACUCGUCCGAGUCUGGGGAGAGUGACACCGAGGAGUAUGAUAAAUACAAGGAAAAUAUAAACCCAGUUACCGGAUGCUACGAGGAACCUAAAUCCAAUCCACUUGAUGGGAUGACUGAGGAACAAAAGGAGCAUGAAGUGCUGAAGCUAGUAAACCUCGUGAGCCAAUUGACAAAUAAUGGACUAAUUCAACCAUGCACCAUAGGCGAAGAUGGAAAACCCAAACCAGUUCAACACGUUCUAGAACUUCAGGAAGGACUACCAAAGAGCCAACAAUAUUUCAACAACGAUAAUGAUUCAGAAUAAAAAUGCACUGAUUCUCAAUUUUAAUUUUUAAUUUAUUGUAAAAGAACAAAGAACAACGUUACAAAUUAAACAAUUGGCAGGAAAUAAGAAAUAUAACUUUCCAAAAUCA